GCUCGUCUUGCGCGUGCGCUCCAGGCUUCGUGCCGGACUGGAGCAGCCGGAAAUCGAGGUCGCUGGCGUGGGGUGCUGGAGGCUUGGCUGGCCGGUGGCCUGAGCCGGCUAGCUGCUGUCCUGACGAUGUCGGUGUUUCACGACGAGGUGGAGAUCGAAGACUUCGAGUACGAAGAGGAAACAGAGACGUAUUUCUACCCCUGUCCUUGCGGGGAUAACUUCGUCAUCACCAAGGAAGAGCUCACCCUAAGACUCAGAGCCACAAAGGUCUGUGGAGAACAUUCGGUCCAAUCCGAUCGUUUCCUGGCCCUUCUCUAUGAAAAGGAAGAUUUGGAGAACGGGGAAGAGGUGGCCACCUGUCCCAGCUGCUCCCUCGUAAUCAAGGUGAUCUAUGACCGAGAUCAAUUUAUGUGUGGGGAAACAGUCUCUGUACCUUCGACCAGCAAAGAGUUAGUUAAAUGCUGAAGAAAGCUUUGAAAACCUAAUUUGUACCGCAUAACCAAAGGAUGUGCCCAGAUGGAUAUUAAAUGUGAAACUGAAAACUUCUGAAUAACAAGAGAGGCCUUUGGGGUUUUUGUUCUUGCUUGCUUGCAGUGUAUUGUAAAGCAUAGCUUCUUUACAUCAAUUGCCACAUUUAUCUUGAAAAUAAGAACUGAAUUGACAGAGGGGACAAACCUAGAUUUUUAUAAUUGAACUUGAGUUUCAAUUUCAGUCAAAUUUUUCAUUUUCCAGAAUUCAAAAGAAGAAUAAUUUCAAAUCAGAAUCAUUUAUAUCAUAAAACCUAUUAACUUUGACAUUUGUUCUUUGCAGAGUAUCAUCUACCUCCAUAAUUAGUGGAGCAUCACUGAUGCUCAUGUAAUUGGCUUCAACAGCAGAAACCUUGUCAGUAGCUGAAUUGUAAUAGUUCUAGGUGUGUGCAUUGUCAUCUUGUUUUCUGUCAUAUCCUGACUUCAUUAAGUAAAAACAAUGGAUAUGAAGAGGAAAAUAAGUGACCUCUAUCCUCAGAGGAUAAAGGUCUUCUGUGUCUUAGAUACUAGAAACAAGACUCAAUGUGAAAUUGCAAGAGACCUUGGAAUUCUCAUGUCAUGCUUUCUCAAAACCAAGAGGAGCAUAAAAAGGCAAGCAUUAGGGCUUGAUGAGAAGAAUAAAGUAGUGGCCAAAGGGAAAAAAAUGAAAGGCGCAAAUCCUGUUGAGUCAGGAAGUGAACCAGUUGAUUAUUCUAAACCAGAGCCAAUGGUGUCUCUGUGUCUGAUCAUUUUCUAGAGUAAAAGCCAUUGUAAUGGCACCAAGGAAGGUGGCUUUGUGUAUUUUAGUGUCAUUACAGCAUUGUGUCCACUGCAUGUAAAAAAGGUGAAGCAUUUCCAUUAACCAUACCCAUUGCUGAAGAUCAUCUUUAAAAUGUGAGUGAGGUCCAUUCUGGAUGACAGCACUAGUAAGGACACAUUUGAGGCAGGUGUCAUUUAAGUGAUUUACAACCAAGUCAGAUCCUAGUAGCCCUAAAAGAGGAAGCUUGCUGUGGAGGGAGGGGGAAAAAAGACAUGUGGACAAGUCUUUGCUGUUGUGAUGAUAGUAGUGAGAAAUUAGAGCUGUUUGUGGGAAAAUUGGGAAAUCCACAGCUCAUGAAAGGCGUGAAUCAUCUUCCUUGUGAAUACUAAGUUAGCAAACAUGCAUUGAUGACUAAAAAGUUAUUUUGGUAUUGACUUCUGCAAUUAGAAAAAGUGGCUUGCCAAAGGAGAUAUUUUGUUGCUGUUAGAUGUGCUGUGCAUACCCAUAUUUAAAUUAAAACAUGUGCACGUUCCUUUUCUGCCUGCCAGUCCUACAAGGUAUACACAAACUUAGUAGACCAAGGGAUGAUGAACUAAAAGUUAAGUAUCUGAAGCACUUGGUUACAUGAAGUGCGAAGGAAUGUAGCUGUUGUAGAAAUAUGGAAAUGACAUUUGAUGCAGUGAGGAGCACCCUUGCUGCAUGGGACGCAGUCUCAUGCAAAAGCAAAGCCGGCCUUGAACACCAAAAGGAGCGUCCACACUGACCCAGACUAGAAUGAGCUACAGAAAUGGAUUGUCCAAUCAGUGUGGAUGUUUUUGUAAAUGUUGGCUACCUCUGCUGUUAUUGUGUCAGCAACAGGCACCUCGAAUUGGAAAUUUGUAGCGAGUAUAAAGGAAGAAGAGAAAGAAGCUGCUUAAGCCUGGGAAUCCUGCAAGAAAAGAAGCUUGGACGAUGUGAGCAGUGACUGAAUUUGUGAUACAUUAGAGUGCCUUGAGUGACUGUCCACAGCAUUGGGCAGGACUGCUGAGUUUGUUGGAGGGUCUAAACCACGGGGAAAAGCCCAAGUUCACAGUUGUAUUUCUGACAUGUAACUGGUUUCCAGUCACCUAAAACUAAGAAAUUCUUGCCCGUUCAUUUCUUCUUUGACUCCCUUCUAGUAGCCUUCUUGUUUAUUGUGUUUGCAGCUCUUGAGCGUGAGCCAAGCUGCUGCCAGUCCAAGCUCUGCUCCCUGGUGCUGGCCUGCUAUGGCCUGCUAUGGCCACUCACGGCAUUUCUUGGAUGGGGGUGGCUCGUUGUGGGACCUGGAGAAAUUCUGAAGUGAGGAGUGUGCAGAUGAGAUGUAUAGAAGGUGUCUGGGGCCUGACUAGGGCUAGGAACAGGGUGACACAAGGCAGUUCUGUGUCUAGAUUGGCAUGAUGGUAUGGCAGCUCCAAAGAUGUCUUUCCAGCUUUCCCUUUUUUUGUCCAGAAAAAUGUUCCAUCUCUGGCAUGAGUCAAGGAUGUUUCCUCCUUCCCAUGAUUCCCAGGAUGGUUGUUAGUGGGGAGGAAGAUGUUAUCUGUUGCCUCUAGUUCUUCCCUAUGGGAUCUUUGAGUACUACAGUUGGUCAAGAGGGAUGAGGAUCAGGGGAUUGGAAUGGCAUCCCCCUCACAGAGGGGUUGUGGUGGAUCUUACCUAUGAUUCUAGAUGCUGUGGAGUCAUUUAGGCUGAGGUGGACAUUUCCUGUCAGGUUAUAAUUGGAGAGACCUUUUUGACUGGUUUUAAGGUGAAAACAAAAAGUGAGACGCAUUAACAAGGUACAUACAGAAUAGUAGACAAUAUGCGCUUGUGUCUUUCUCUGGGAGACCUGUCCCUGAAUUGCCUGGCAGUUAUUAGAAAGACAGCUUUGGGCAAUUAGGAUCAAAGGCCCUCUGAUGGAUGUACUUUUAGCUUUUUCCCUCAGGGGGAAGGGAAAAGCAAUUCCUAAUACACAAAGACCCUAAUGAGGGGGGUUGGGGAGUAAGACCUAAAUUACAAAUUUAUAAAUAUAUGUAUAAAUGUGUGUAUGCACGGAUAUUCUAUAGCUGGCAAUAUCAGUUCGUUUACAUUCCCCAUAGGAAGGGUAGCAUUUGGCAGUUACAAAAUUCUUAAAUAUCUUUAGAGAUAUUAGAAGAAAGGUCAUAAAAACCACAAAAAUACUAUGAAAUGAAUCCCGGCAGUCGUGGCUUAAUGGGCCCUGUGACACAGGUCCAAGAGCCUGGUGGGCAUAGCAGAGGCUGCAGAGGGGUAAAUGGCAUUCAGAGUCUGAAUUAUGCAGAGCCCCACUGUUGGCACAUCUGAGUGGCUGCUGGGUUUGACCUUGGUUUGAAAGUUAAGCCAGAAUAGUACAGUCAGAGUUCAGCGACAUGAACUUUGGAGUUAAUUUCACAGGCGCUAUAAUUACUCACAUUGUGUAACACUUGAUAGUUUGCAAAGUAUUUUCCUCACAACAUUUUCUCAUUAGUGUCACUGAUGUGUUUUGUUCUUCUGUACCUGUGUCAAUAGGAGCAUCUUUGUAAAACUAAAUGUAAGUAGACUUAGAAAUUUGGAUCUCCAAAACAAGUUCAGAGUACUCUGCUCUUUCCAACCUUUUGUAUCCUAAUGAGUGGGGAGCUUCAGGUCUUAGGACUGACAUUUCUAAAGAGGGAUUUGGGGAAGCAGUGUGUAUGGUAUGGUACACCGUCCAACUGACAGAACUGGAUUUGAGUUCUAGCUUUGUUACUGCUUAGCCCUGUGACGUUUGGGUAAUCUUCAGAUUCCUCAUCUAUAAAAUGAGUGGGUUAGUUUAGAUGGGUUCUCAACUCCCAUCCAGCUCACAACAAUCCAUGAUUCUGUGACUACAAACUUAGGAUGAAUGACAUUCAUUUGCUGCUCCGAACCAAACUGAACUCAAAUAUCCAUGUUCUCUUUCAUAGCAAAUUAAGCUUAUUUUUUGAAAGUGGUUUGGUUUGAGAAAUUAAAUUUUUAAAAAUUCCUUAAGGUAAUUUCAGUUAACAUAAUUGUGUUUAAUUGAAAGUACUAGAUGAAUGUGAGGAUACCAGUUCCAGUGCCCAUAAAGGUAUCAUCAGUGUGAGACUGAGGAGCAUAUUCUGUAAGAUUUACUCGUUAGUCUAAUUUCUUUGAUUGCCGUAUAAACUCAUGGGGUUUUGUUAUCUUCCAUGCCCCUGCCCAGAAGAGUAGUCUUCACUACUCUUCAGGAAAUACUGCUUUUGCAACUGAACUUAGUGUUCUGUGUUGUUGUUUUGUUUUGUUUUUUUAAUUAGAUUGGAUUGGUAGUCUCAAUAAUAAUAACUGGCAUUUAUGUAGCACUUAAGGGUAUGGCAUAGUGGACAAAAAGCUGGCUUUGUAGAUGGGCAGUCUGGGUUCAAGUCUCUGACACUGGUUGUGUGACUCUGGGCGUUGCCCAAGCUAACUCCAGUUUGCAAACUAGUGGCAAAUUUCCAUUGGGAGAGGGUUUGGACUUGAGUUCAGUUUGUGCUACUUGAAUUUCAGUCAUGGCUAUUCAAAUGAAAUCUAAUUGAGUGUCAGAAUGUCCUUUUGAAUGGAAUGAAAGUGCUUAAUGUGUCUUAUGUAUCAUUUUUCUUUUUAGAAUUGAACCUUUUCACCAACACUCAAGGUACUCAGCGUGAAUUUAAAGUGUUAUGUAUAGUAAGAGCCACCAAUGACUGUCUCCCUUUAAUAGCCUCCAUUAGGCCAUUGAUCUGUCCAGUCUCUAGUAUAUAGUUACAUGGUGCCAGUGCUUUGCUCACUAUGACUUAAUCUGUAAAGCAGUUGUUAAUCUCUGUCUCAACUCCAAUGUUAUGCCAAGACCGUGUUGUGCAAUAAAAGUAUGUGUGUCUAAAUUCAAAA
This is a messenger RNA of Phascolarctos cinereus (koala), 5130 nucleotides long. It is a transcript of the gene DPH3, whose product is annotated as diphthamide biosynthesis 3. The record is from RefSeq and is a predicted model, not a curated record. Gene Ontology annotation, biological process: protein histidyl modification to diphthamide. Lineage: Eukaryota; Metazoa; Chordata; Mammalia; Diprotodontia; Phascolarctidae. Gene Ontology annotation, molecular function: metal ion binding.